AUGGUGGGCCGGUGGGCCGGUGGGCCGGUGGGCCGAGCGCGCGGCGCCGCCAUCGGCCGGUGGGCCGGUGGGCCGGUGGGCCGGUGGGCCGGUGGGCCGGUGGGCCGGUGGGCCGGUGGGCCGGUGGGCCGGUGGGCCGGUGGGCCGGUGGGCCGGUGGGCCGGUGGGCCGGUGGGCCGGUGGGCCGGUGGGCCGGUGGGCCGGUGGGCCGGUGGGCCGGUGGGCCGGUGGGCCGGUGGGCCGGUGGGCCGGUGGGCCGGUGGGCCGGUGGGCCGGUGGGCCGGUGGGCCGAGCGCGCGGCGCCGCCAUCCCGUCGCUGGGGUCGCCAGUCUGCGCUGCGUCUCGCCCGGUUCGUGUCCUUGGGUGCGGACCAGCGGCUACGCCGCCGCGCGCUGCAGGCGAGGCCCCGCUGCGCCACAACCCCACCCGGCCGCGUGCGUCCAGGGGCUGCGGGGGGAGGUCGAGCCCGGGCUGACCACCUGCCUCCAGCCCGGGCACACCUGCUGCUGCCCGGCCUUCGCCCGGUGCCCACGGUGGGUGGGGCCGGGCCUCACCUGCGCCCAGCCUCGGUGGCUCCACCCUCGCGCCGGCACCCAGGGUGCUGGGAGCUCCGACGCCCUGUGCGGAGCGGCGCGGCACGCCGUACGCAGGUUUGGAGGGCCCUUGCCGAGCCCACGAUUGCUCCUUUGGAGGCCAGCCUGCUCUGGUCGCUUCCCGUCAGCCCCAGGUGGCUGCAGAUCUGCCGGGCUGCGACCCACCGACCGCACCCCAGUCAUCCAAACUAACCCCGGGCUCCGUGUGAGGGGGUUGCCCUUGUUGGGGAAAGGGGCGGAGGCUGGGCCCUGGAGCCACGUGGGCUGGACCUCUGUCCACAGUGCCGUGGGGAAGACGUGCCUGCUGAUCAGCUACACGACCAACGCCUUCCCUGGAGAGUAUAUCCCCACCGUUUUUGACAACUACUCAGCCAACGUGAUGGUGGACGGGAAGCCUGUCAACCUGGGGCUGUGGGACACUGCUGGCCAGGAAGACUACGACAGGCUGCGGCCACUCUCCUACCCUCAAACUGAUGUCUUUCUGAUCUGCUUCUCCCUGGUGAGCCCGGCCUCCUUUGAGAAUGUCCGUGCCAAGUGGUACCCAGAGGUGCGGCACCACUGCCCGCACACACCCAUCCUUCUGGUGGGCACCAAACUGGACCUCCGUGAUGACAAGGAUACUAUUGAGCGACUGCGGGACAAGAAGCUAGCACCCAUCACUUACCCACAGGGCCUGGCUAUGGCCCGAGAGAUUGGUUCUGUCAAGUACCUGGAAUGUUCAGCCCUGACUCAGCGGGGCCUGAAGACAGUGUUUGAUGAGGCCAUCCGGGCAGUGCUCUGCCCACCCCCAGUGAAAAAGCCAGGCAAGAAGUGCACGGUCUUCUAGAACCCUGUCUGGCCGGCCUGGCUGAGGAGCCCCAGCCCGAGUGUGCCCUCGUGUUGAGCUGUCUGGUGUCCCCAAGUCUGCUGUGGGAAGUGAUGUGGGUGGGGAGGGGAAGCAUGGGGACAAAGCUGGGGUGACGGGAUCCUGUCCCCGAUGCCUCCUCUUUCUGGGGUAUAGCUCCAGCCUUCCCUGGCCCCUAUGGGAGGCCGGGAGGGAGCAGGGUCUCCCUCAGGGCUGCAGGGGUGGGUCCAGGACAGCCCCAGGAUGGGCUUCCCUGGCGGGGAGGGUGGGGGUGGGUUCUGUCCAUCAUGUCCCCAGGAAAGGGCAGCCCCUUCUUAUUUUAUACAGUAAACAUUCACCACCUCCUA
Messenger RNA from Nannospalax galili (Upper Galilee mountains blind mole rat), 1784 nucleotides. It is a transcript of the gene Rac3, whose product is annotated as Rac family small GTPase 3. Gene Ontology annotation, molecular function: GTPase activity; GTP binding; protein kinase binding. Gene Ontology annotation, cellular component: cytoplasmic vesicle; cytoskeleton; cell cortex. Gene Ontology annotation, biological process: establishment or maintenance of cell polarity; regulation of actin cytoskeleton organization; motor neuron axon guidance. NCBI's taxonomy places the organism in Eukaryota, Metazoa, Chordata, Mammalia, Rodentia, Spalacidae. Bases 1 to 1419 code for a protein of 472 amino acids. The record is from RefSeq and is a predicted model, not a curated record. The transcript has 6 exons.